CAGUCCUAGCAAUUAUGGGUUGUGGAGGCUGUUGUCGGUAUUUUCCAUGCUUGAGAUUCACCAUAGGCAUCUUAACCUUCCUUGCCUUUCUGAUGGGGGUCCUAUCUUUCAUGGCACCAGCCUGGCUCGAAAGGAAUAUCCAGUCGGCAGAGUUAAGAGAUGCUGAUUUCAAAGACUAUGAAACAUAUUCAUUUGGUGUCCUUAGUAGUGGUGGAGUGUACAAAGCUAAGGAAAAUUUAGAAGGGGAAGUGAUAGAAACAUCGAAAUAUGUGUGGAGAUUUAACGAUAGCUGGAGUCAGUGGUCUAAAUUAGAAGACCAAACUGUCAUGAUUGUCUAUGCAGUUGGCAUGCUAUUCAUUCUGAUCUCGCUGUGGAACAUUGCCAUCACAGAGUGUGUCCCAAUCAAGAACCAGAGUACCAUGCUCAUCAUGAUGGUUGUUUGGGACAUCCUAGCUGCUCUGUGCAUUGGUGCGGCAGUGAUCAUGUACUGCGCAACAUGGCACAACAACGAUGACCUCAAAAAAUUCUGCAAAAACGAAGGCGAAGGCACCGAGUUCAAAGCCUUCAGUUUGGGCAUCUGCAAGCUCUCUUGGGCUCUGUACGGGGCAGUCGCCACCGCAUGUAUUGUGAUCUUUGUUACCGGACUGAAUAUCAUUGCGGCUUACCAAGCCAAGAGUCAGAGACGGGAUGCAGCCUUUAGACACAUGUAGUGUGCUCUCCCUGCCCCACUAUCACAUAGGUGUACUCACGUUAGUCGCAGUGUUUAGCGGGUGCGCGUCCCGUCGCGCCCUCAACGACCAUCAGUAUACAGUGAAGCGAAACGGCACCGGCAGUCGCGAAAACAUCAACACAACAUGGAUGUAAAUCUCCUCUACUAAUAUGAUUUGUUUGUUUAUUUCAAGUGGAGAGAGUUUGUUGUUUUGGAGGUGCAAUGAGAUGACGCUGUGAUGAAAUGACUAACGUGUUAAUAGACCUAUCUGAGGUGACCGUCCAAACCACGCCUUCAUACCCGUUAUUUAUUUGUCAAUUUAUAGAUUCAGUCUGCACUGGCCCAAGCGAGUGCUAUCCAAACGAGAAGACACCAAAAUUCAUACGAUAAAUUACUAUGUUUAAUCAGUAUUGACUCUAACUAACUAUAAUCAUUACGUACGCCAAUAUGUAUGCAGUUUUCUUUAAAAACUGUUUGUACAAAGUAAUGCAAGAAGAUUUGUUGUUUUGUUUGUAUAACUUUAACAAUAUGUCACGUCUUGACGGGGCUGGUAGUAUAAGCUGGAAGUUAGUUAUUACGCUAUAUUAUCAUGUUUAGUGUAUUCUUAGCUGAAAAUAUCACAAUAAUCCGUACAUCGUAUAUACUUACUUUUUUGAUAUUUUUUAUUCUAAACUAACAAUUUAAUGGAAAUUCAAGAUUCACAGUGCCUACUUUUAAGAGAUCAUGAGUACGAAUUAGGACAUGAUUACACCUGAAAUCAGCAUGACGCAGAGUGAAUUUGAUAACUUUUUACGGUUUCCUUGCAUGCGUCUUGGUAUUGGAAUGGCAUUUUGUGGGAUUUGAAAUUCCAGAUGUUUGAAUAAAUUUGAGACACCUAAUUGUGAUAAUAUAUUUUAUCAUCAGUGGCGUAAGAGCCUAUUAAUAUUACUAUUGUUGAUUAGUUUAUCAGCUUAUUGAAUUUAUCUCAAUGUUGCUAAUGUAUUAAUUUAAAAUAAUAUUCAUAUCUCGGCCAAGUAUUAGUACAAUUUCUAAUCAAAUCAAAAUAGUGGUAAAAUGUUUGCGAUUUUUUGCAAUUGUGGGAUUUGUUUUUAUUAAAGUGUUAAAGGUCGAAUUAUUUGUAAAAUCUAAUGAAUUUUCGAUGUACGACGUUUACGUCAAUGCAAAUGGUAAUGUUCAUGUAAAUUUUGAUACAA
Messenger RNA from Bolinopsis microptera, 1902 nucleotides. RefSeq lists its product as uncharacterized. The transcript has 7 exons. The record is from RefSeq and is a predicted model, not a curated record. Lineage: Eukaryota; Metazoa; Ctenophora; Tentaculata; Lobata; Bolinopsidae. Gene Ontology annotation, cellular component: membrane. The coding region runs from base 15 to 710 and encodes 231 amino acids.